Molecule: messenger RNA, 3034 nt
Organism: Sarcophilus harrisii (Tasmanian devil)
Lineage: Eukaryota; Metazoa; Chordata; Mammalia; Dasyuromorphia; Dasyuridae
Gene: PLEKHJ1
Product: pleckstrin homology domain containing J1
Exons: 6
Coding region: 37-486 (149 amino acids)
Biological process (GO): retrograde transport, endosome to Golgi; receptor recycling; endosome organization
Cellular component (GO): early endosome; recycling endosome; trans-Golgi network
Source: RefSeq, a predicted model, not a curated record
GUCCCCUCCCCCCGCCCGCCUUUCUUCGUGGUCGAGAUGCGGUAUAACGAGAAGGAGCUCCAGGCGCUGUCCCGGCAGCCCGCAGAGAAGGCGGCGGAGAUCGGGAUGCGGGUCCCCAAAAAGGGCAGCGUGGUGAAACGGAGACUGGUGAAGCUGGUGGUGAAUUUCCUCUUUUAUUUCCGGACAGAUGAAGCAGAGCCCAUUGGAGCCCUGCUUCUGGAACAUUGCCGGAUUACCAAGGAAGAGCCAAGUGGCUUCUCUAUCAGUUUCAUUGAGGAACCCGACAGGAAGUACUACUUUGAGUGCAGCAGUGAGGAGCAAUGUCAGGAGUGGAUUGAUGCCCUGAGAAGAGCGAGCUAUGAGUUCAUGCGGAGAAGCCUCAUCUUUUAUAGGAAUGAGAUCCGGAAGAUGACGGGAAAGGACCCCCUGGAGCAGUACGGCAUCUCUGAGGAGGCCAGGUUCCAGCUGAACGCUCCCCAGGCAUGAGCAUCUCUGCUAAGGAGGAAGUCCACCUUGUCUGCUCCCUGCUAGCACUCACCCCAGUGACUAUGGGAGGAGGGGAAGGGGGGAGGGGAAGAAAGGAUUUUUCAGACCUCAGGUCUUCUGCAGCAGCAACCCUCAUCCUAGGACUGGCGGGGGAUGCCUGGGUCAUUUCAGCCCAGUCUGGGCCCAGCAGGAGGAAGGCCUUUUCCCUCCCCGAUUCCUCUCCUUCCCUGGCCCCAGAGGCUGUGAGCCUGCUAUGUGGCCUUGGACAAGUCACUUCCUUAGCUACAAAAGCGGGCAGACAGGUCUUGUGAGAUCCCAUGCCAGGUGGGCCAGAGGCGAGAGGAAAAGGUAGAAUAGGGCUGGCAAAAGGCUCUUGGGACACUGGGGGCCACCCUCCAACCUGAGAGCUGGGCUCUCCUCUGAGGUCUGUCAAGUCUCCUCCAACAUUGUGGGGGCAGCUGAAACCCAAAAGGGGUGCCAUGAUGUUGGCCCCAGGAUCCCUAAGCUAAGAGGGUGCUUGGGGAAGCAGGGUGAAGGUGGCCUUGAGCCAAGGGUGCAUGUCUCUGCCCAGGUUGUUUUGGCAGUAGAGGCUCUGGAUUUCUGCCUCCCUGUCUACUUGAAUGUAUGCUACUAGAUGAUGCUGUGAAUGGGGUGGCAAGCCCCAUGUGAUGCUUGUAUUCUCCCUUUGGGUGCUCUCCACCACCUGCAAACUUUCCUUUCCAUUUCUGCUUCGGUUCCCUCAGGGAAGUGGUUCUCCAGGUACUGUGCUAGGAAGGUUCUUGUGAAUUUGGAAUAAAUGUCUUUUUUUCCAAGAUGCCUUUAUAACACUCCUCUGUAGUUAGAAGAAAGGCCGGCUUGGGCCCCGUCCCUCCCAGGGCCCCAAGAGCAACCACAGAGAAUCCAGUUUCACACUCCCUGGACAGAAAGCAGACUCUCAGUCAAGUGAGAGCAGACUUCCAAAAACACUGGCUAGUCUUCCCUCCAUCCCAGACCAGAAAUGCCCAUCUGUCUCAGGAGGACCUUGGACAGAGCAGGGGCAGUGGCUGGAAGACCUGAAGGCGGGAAAUGAGAAGGCAACAGGUCAGCCUUCCCCAGUGAGGGAAGCUCAUGAGGCCAUUAGGGAUCUCCCUCAAAUCUCAGUGCAGGCAGACCGGCUUCCUGCUUUACUUCUCAGGCUCCAUUUCCAUUUCCUUUAGGGAGGAGUUGGGAUGGGCUCUAGGAAGCUGCUGGAUUCCCAUCCUACCAAAGGCAAUGGACCCAAUGGCUGAAAGUGAGCCCCAAGUAUGACUUCCCCAUCAGUGACAGGUUCAGAGAACGCGAGAGUAUUGUGUAAGAGAGAAAAAUACAGUCAGGGUUCCAUCUACAUGUUUAAUUUUAAGGCAGCUUUAUUGGGGUUAAGGAGGAAGGGGAAAAUAUCGCCUAGGUGAGGAUUAAAAAAAAAGGCUGCCAGGUAAGCCCUGGGUUUGGAUGCGUGUGUGUGUGCACAUGUGUGAGAUGGCGUGAUCCAAUCACAUUAGAGCACCCAGUUUUUAUUUAUCUGGAGUGGUGAGAGGGUUGGAGAGAGGGGAAAGGUCCCAUGUGGUCUUCUCAAGUAUGGACAUUAUAACAUAGGGAUCUGUGAUAAGAAAAUGAGCCAUCACAUUCCUAUCAUCUAAUUUUGAUACUGAAUUAAAGUUCCCAUUAAAAACAGAUACAAGUGAAAAUAAAUAUUUUAUUUUGAGUCUAGAGGUGGAAAUGGAGAAUGUUAGGGAUUUCCCAUGGGAAAGGAUGCUUAAACAAACAGGCUGAAGAGGGAAGCAAAAUAGUGAUACAUUUAAAAUAGAUUUUUAAUAUAAAGGCAAAACUUAAAAGCGUCUUCUCAAUUACAAAUUAAGAUCAACAUGAGGAACUGAAACAGAAGGGAAAAAUCUUUUAAAUUCUGAACUGUGAAGAAUUAAUUACAAACAUGAAAGGGGAAAAAGGAUCAGGAUUAACUACUUCCUACUAAAAAUGAACGGAAUGACAAUGUAUGACAUAAAUUAAGGGAAACAAUUUGAAUUUUAAAUAAGUCACAAAUUCAUAGGCUAAAGCAUAAACUAAUUACUAUUGACUAGGAAACAUCCCAUAGCACAUGUCCUAAGCAAGACGUGGGGAGUGUGUGUGUGUGGGGAGGUGUUUUUCAUCCAUUCUGGGAAAGGGAUUGGUUUAGUUAACUUCAAAGUUUCACAAAUCAAUUCCCAAACAAUGUAAUUUCAUGACCCGUUUCAUUUCCUUUAACAAUCCUCUGCUCUUCGAUAGCUCUAAAUCCCAUAUCUAAAAACCAACUGGAAAGAACAAAGACCAAAGUGUUUUCAUAAAACCAAAACUUGACCAUUUAGCUAAAGGGACUUCAAACCCCUAAUUCUCUCAUGAGCUAAUAAAGAUAUUUUUCCCUUCCCCUGUUCUUAUAAAGCACCUUUUUGAAAGGCUGAUCUCAGUGAAGCAAAUAGAUGUGCCUUAGAGUCACAGGGCAACCUGAAGGGAUAAUAAUGUUCAAUAUAUCUUAAUUAUUUGUCAGCAUUUAAAGUAA